Molecule: messenger RNA, 1005 nt
Organism: Ylistrum balloti
Lineage: Eukaryota; Metazoa; Mollusca; Bivalvia; Pectinida; Pectinidae
Product: male-enhanced antigen 1-like
Exons: 4
Coding region: 83-691 (202 amino acids)
Biological process (GO): spermatogenesis
Source: RefSeq, a predicted model, not a curated record
UAACAAUCACUGACAAGCGGACGGUGAUGGACAGCGCGGACUAAUCUUUCAGACAAGCACUUUGAAAGUUCUAAUAACAGGAAUGUCUCCCCAGCCUGAGCCAGAUGGUGAGACAGACAAGGGACCUCCCUCAGAUGAGGACGAAGAGGGAGUGGAGAACAUUCCUACGCCACAGUUUGUCAUUGACAAUGCUAACUCUGAAUCAGAGAGUGAAAGUGAGGAUGGGGAUGGUUAUUAUGGAUAUCAGAUGUUACCACAGGAACCAGAUGAUGUAUCUGGUGAUACAACAGGCACAAGCGUUAUGAACACUGAUGAACACAGCCAGUCCAGUCAGAACAGUGAAAGUUUAACUGAGGCAGGAGCAGAGGGUCCUAUUUCUGCUGAUUGUGAUAAAGACAAAGCUGAACCUUUAAAUAAGCUUGAUCAUUUUAUGCUGCACCAAAAUGCUGGUGGACAGGCAACAGGCUACAUGAAGUUACCAGACCUACCAAAGCCUGAAUCCAAAGAACUAUUAUGGAACAAACAGAGAACAUCUAAUAUACAAAUGGAGCCAGGACAUGCUGAGAAAGUUAAGGCUGCCAUGACUACUAUCCACCUUCCUGCACCAAACAUUCCAGAUUGGGCCAAGAAUAUCUCUGAAGAGGACUGGCACAACAAACUCCUAUCCCUGCAGAAGAGCAACACUUCCUGAUCGUUAUAUCAAACCACUGGUUGUGUCAUUCUCUCUCAACGGUGAAGAGUCGCUUUGCAUUGUUCAGCUCCAUUGUUUAUCAGAAGUUUGUGAAUGACAAAAACAGAUAUGGAACUACAUUUCAUGCAUGACUUCCAUUUGUAAAUAUUCAUUGAAUGUUUAUUCUGUGAGACAAUUGUGCAAUCAUGAUUUAUGACAUACAUCUCAUACUGCGUAAGUGAAAUGCAGUACAUGUAUGUUAACUUAUUUCCUGUGCAACAAUUAAGGCUAUUAUAUUGUAUAUGUAAAUAAAAUUAAAAUAUCGGUCAUGUUAA